CAUUUGCUUGUUUCUCCAAUCAAGAACUCUAAACCGAAGACAAAAUUAGCAAGUAGUGCAACUAUUGGCCACCAGAGGCCCUUAUUCUUGGUGUCUGUUUUUGGCUGAAUUUCGUUCAUAAGCAUUGGUGAUCUCUCUAUUGAUCGCUGACUGUGAUACGCACUGACUUUGGCAUUAAUAACAAUAGUGAUACGACAUCAGCGAAUGUAAUCCGUGCUUUUUGUACGUCACUAAUGACGAAUGCACAUGCGCACGCUUGGAUAGUUUCGUUGACAGCGCUAUGCGGCCAGUAAAGAAAUUAUAGAUACGACAUCAAAAUGAUAGUACCCCUUCCAUAGGAGUUGCUGGCCAUGUGUAUACCGUAUGCAUACGUUCUACGUAUACGAUCGUUGAGAGUCAAGCUGCGUUGGAUACGUGAAAAAGCUUUGGAAAUAUAUAGUACUUGUCAAAACAAGCAAAAAUGUCUUAAUAAACAUAAGUCCAACUCUAAUGGUUUUUGAUUUAGGAAGAUGUUUAAUAUAUAAAACUAUAGUUUAUAAUAAACCAACUACAUUGUUAUAUGUGUUGAUACAAAGAUUUGAAAACCUGAUGCCAAGAGAUAAGAGAAAUACUGGGGAUCUUUCAAUAUGUUGAACUGUGUGUUGAAAUGAAUAGGGAGACAUAGUGAAUAUAUGGUAUAAAGCUUGUAUCUUACUGACAGAAGCACUUUAUAACUCAGAAAGAUUUUAAUAAAUUAAUAUAUUUAAGAAAAUGAAACGAGCACGUAUAAAAGCUAUGGUUACUGUUCCAACCCGAAGGAAGCCAACACAAGAUGUAUCCAUUAAUGAAGACCCUAAUUCAAUUGAACACAAUGAGAAAAAUAAAGAUAUAUCUAAUGACAUUUGUAUAACAUCACAACAAAUUCCAAAAGAUGUUUUCCAAGAAACACAAAUACAAGAUGAUACAAAAGAUGUGGAUGAUACAAAAAAAUUUAUACACCAAAUUCAAGAGGUAGGAGACCAAAAAGAGAAUGAGGAAUUACAUGUUGAUAAUCAAUGUAGUGAAUAUAAGGAUGACUCUACAAAAAAUUUUGAAAAAUCUAUGAAAGAAAUUGUACAUUCCCCAGAAGUUUUAAACACAACACAAAUUAAUUCUCCUAUAAAAUUAACACAAAAUCGGACUGGUUUUAUGAAACCAACACCAAAAUUCGAUAAUAGUAAUAGAAUAAGAAGGAAUAGUAUUCAAGGGAGUGGAGCAAGUACAAGUGAAUCUGAAGAUGAUAGUAGGAGACUAUCAUGCACUAUUGCUAAUCAUACUAGGAACGAUUUAACGCAAUCAACAAAUAAUACAAAAGAUGCAGUUACUAAUAAUAUCAAGAAUAGUUUAAUAACAUCCAAAGUAGGACAAAAGAGACGUAUUUUAGUUUCAGAAUCUGCAAGGAAACUAGCAGAAGCUAGAAGGGAAUUUCAUUUAAAACAUGAAAAUAAAACCCCAGAUAGAAGCAAACUUACAAUGUAUGAUUUAAUUUAUUAUAAUCCUGUUACUAAUCCCAUGAAAAAGUCUAAAGACUCUGCCAUAUCAACAAGAAGAGUCUCAGAAUGUCAAUCUGAAGAAUUUCAGGAAGAAGAAAAUGAAGAUGAUCCAUCAUCUGCAAUGCCAGUACCUCAAGUAAAAGUUGGACCGAAUGGUGAAUUAAUAAUAGAUGAACAGAGUCUUGUUAUAGAGCAAACUAAUGCAAAGAAAAGUAGGAAAGUAUUAGCAAAAGAAGCUAUUAUUGAUGAUGAUAAUAAUGGAAGUGGAUUUUAUAAAAAGCGUCAGAAAAGUAAAGAAUGGUCCGCACGAGAAACUUUAAAUUUCUAUAGGGCAUUAAAUACAAUUGGUACAGACUUUUUGUUGAUGCAAAGUCUUUUUCCUAACAGAACGAGACAGGAAAUGAAGAUAAAAUUUAAGAAAGAAGAGAAAGUAAAUAGACAUUUGGUUGAAAAAGCUCUUGCAUAUCAUCAAGAAUUUGAUACUGAAAUGCUAGAAAAAUCAUUAGCUGCAUUUGAAACUUCAGAGAAAGAACUUUUAAGUAUAAAAGAAAAACGUAAACAACAAAGGAUGAAGAAGAAUAAAAAAUCAAGGAAACGACGAAUAAGUAAAUUAGCACGCAGUAUUGGGAUUGAAAGCGAGACUGAUAGUGAAGAAGGAGAAGAAGGAGAAGAUGAAGGAGAAGAAGAAGAAGAAGGAGAGAAAGAAAAAUGCAGCUUGGAUUCAAUGGUAUACAAAGAAAAUACAAAAUCAAAUGGCAAAUAUCAACAAACAUUAAAUAAGACAAAUAAAAAACUUUAUAAAAGACCAAGAGAUGAGGAAAAGUUAUUGACUGAAAGAGAUGACAUAGAAUCAUUAAGUUCAUGUAACGAUGUUGACAGUGAUACUGAAGUUUAUCGUGUAAGACCAACAAGAUCUGGAAGAUUACCAAAAGUAAAAAAAUUACAGGGACCUGAUAUAAAUACGUUUGAUAAUGAAAGGUUAAAUUAUUGCUCUAAUGAUCAUGAAAUUACAAUUUCAUCAGAAAAUGAUGCUAAAGUUACAGAGGAUUUAAUUUUUGACAGUAUCAAUUCAGAAAUUCAUCAUAUAGAUCCUCUUAAAACAGUUAUACCAAAUAUCGGUGACGUAGAACCAGGAUCCCUUGUUAUUUUGUCAAAAGAAUCUCUGGAGGAACCAGGUAAAAGUGUUCUGCAAGUUUAUAUGGUUAGUUCGGACGUUCAUCCUUAAGAUUUCGAGGAACCUAACAUACAUAUUUCACCAAAACUCUUAUAAUUUGCAACUGUAAUCAUUGACUAUCAAAUGUUAAAUCACUUUCAGCAAAAAGAAUACUUAGUUUAAUUUACAUGAAAGUUUUUAGAUUAACUUAGUUUAAUAUACAUAUAUAUUUAUAUCUCUAUAUCAUUUAAAAUUUCUACUGAAAAUGUCACAUAUUUGUAUAUAAUAUUUAAAUUUUUGGUAAGAAUUCAAAUGCACAUGUAUAUUAUCUGUUUAUAAAAAAGCACUUGAUAGUGUUAGUUCAUUGUUUUAGUUAAAUUUUUACUUUAUUUACUUAAAUUUUUUUAUUAUUAGACUAAAGAAAAUUGAUUUAAUAAUUUCUUCAUAAUGUGGUUUGUUUGGUACGGGAUUAUGAAGAAGAUGAUAAACAGAAAUUAUAAAGAUAAGGACGCAAAUAUUAAACUUCGCAAUUAUUAUAAACGUAAUAUAGAACAAUUAGUUCAUGUAAAAAAUUUAAAGAUUGUUCUAUUUGCAAUCAUUAUAAAAUUCAAAUUGAUACAUGAAUAUUAAAUACCACUUCUAGAUCCACAAGCCAGGUUCGGAUGUUUAUUCUAUCUGUUUUUAUAUAAAUCUAGAAUGUCCGAUCAUAACUCUGCCUAUUAAUUAUUGCCAGAAUAUAUUGUUAUACAGUAGCACAUUCUUUGGAGAGUGCCAUUUUCCAUACAGUGCAUUAAUUAAGUAAUAAUAAUGCUAAUUCUUUAAAUCUUGAAUGUGGCCUGGAAUACAUUUCAACUUUUGAAUGUAGCCGUGAAUUAUAAAUGUGAAUGGUUUGACUGUUAUAUUCGUAGCUUUUGAGUUAUAAAUAUUUAUAUAAUAUUUGUUUUUUUAUGAUUAAUUGCGAAACUUAGACAAUAUGAUGAGUAUUAGAUUACUUUCCUAAAAAUUCAAACGAAUCAUAUAAUAUAUUUGUAAUUUUAUAAUCUUGUUUGAUGCUUUUAUGUAUUUUUAUGUGUAUUAAGUUCUGUUAAAUAGUUUCCAUAUAUUAGAUUUUAGCAACUAUCAUGAUGCAUUGAAUAAGAUUAUAGUAUUUAACAUACCCUCUUAAGACUAUCUAUUUUAAUUUUUAAUUACAUUGAUGUUAUCUGUAUUGUAUUUUAUUAUCAUUUUCUAAAUUGCAUAAUAUUCUGUCACAUUGGAGCAAUUUGGGAAAUAUUGUAAAAUGCUGAUUUUUGUAACAUAUUUUACAUGAACAUAUUUUGCUUAUAUAUAUUUUAAUACUAGUUUAUUAUAUAUAAAUUUUAUUAAUAGUUGAAUUCAUCAUGACUUUAUAAAUAUCAAGCAAAGAAAUAUUUUCUGAAAAUUUCAUUUAUGUAAAUAUGAAUUUGGUUGUAAUUGAGUUAAAUUAAUUUUCAAAACUUGACUAAAAUGUACAAGCUGCAUAAAAAAUAAAUGUCAUGAUUACCACUAUGAGAUUCUAUACCUCUGGAUCGGUGAAGAUUUGUUGAAAAAAGUUCCUGUAAAAUUUACCUUGACCUUGAAUUUCAAAAUCAGAUUUUGUUUUACUUACGACAUAUUCUACUUAUCACGAGGAUUAAAUUUUUCAAAGAAAUCACGGGUCGAAACUCAAUCGUUCUCUUCAAAAAUAAUAUUUAAAAGCCAUCAAAAUUAAGCCAUGAAGUUAGAUGUGUUAUUUUAUAUAGGAUGGGUUAUCUCACGUGCUAAGGAAUAACUUUCUGUUUUCUCAUUAAUAUCACGCUAUUUACUUCUUAUCUGACUAAGAAAGAUAAAUAAUAAAUAAUGUCAAUAGAAAAGCCAAAGGAGCUGUAACAUCAUUUUCCAAGGGAACAGUUGAGUUUCAAUCAGUGGUUCCUAUAACAAGUUUAGUUCUUAUAAUGAAUAGAAUAUGAUGCACCAAAAAAAAUUGACCUUGAUAUUUAAGGUCACGGUCAAUUUUGCUGCAACUUUAUUUAACAACUUUUUUAAGCAAAUGGUGGUCAUGACAUUUAUUUUGUAUGAACUCUGUACAUAUUUGCAUCAUUAUGAUAUCGUAAUUUGAUUUUAAUUGUUUAAUAUACAUAUUUACCUAUUAAUUCUCUAUACUCCAAGCUUGACUUAUAAGUAUAGGAUUAGUAUCUGUGAUGUUAUUGCAUACUUCUCAUGCAUUAGCAGGAUAAGGUACACUUAUGGGAGUUAAAGAACUAAGUAUUUCAUAAUUUUGCCUUUAUCAUGUUCAACAUCCAGGACACCUUCCACAGUUAUAAAUGAAAAAGUAUUUUACUCGUUAAAAUCAGAUUUAUCCCAUUAGCAAUAAAGAAUAAUGUGCAAAAAUAGCAAAUUUGCAUUAUUCAAUAAAUGGUAUAUUUUCCUUGUUUAGAAAUAUUACUAUUGAUAAGAAAAGUGCUUGUUCGAAGUUAUUAGUACAAAAGUUAAACUAAUUUAGUAUAAUUAGAAAAUUAAAAUAAUAAACGUAAUAGCAGGAAAGUUUGUAUUCAAUUACUUUUCAAAGAAAGAUUUGGUGAACUUGUAGAACCAUUCCGUCCUUUCCGAUUUCUAUAAUUUUUGAAUAUUUUGUAAAGAACAACAUUUUGAAUAACUUUUUCGUACACGUGUAACGGGGUCGGUUUCACUUAUUUUACAAGAUAUUCGCAAAAAAUUGCAGGUACCACUAGAGUGUAUUUCUGUUUAUUGUUGUGCGUCUGUGGCUGCGUAUGCGUUAGUGUUGAUUGCAGGCAGCCUAUUUUUGGUUUAUAAACAAAUAUCUACAAUAUAUAUCCGAAACUGCAAGAAUUGUCUCUUAUAAUUGACUUAAAAAUGAAUAUCAUCAACGUAUUGAGUUUGGAUUAAUUUUCGUAAUUUGGCCGCCACGAAUCUGGUAACGCUUGCGUGAAAUAAUAACAAAUUAAUUACAAAAGUAAUAGACGAAUGAAUAAUUGGUACUAUUUUACAAAAUAAAAUAAUCGUUAUAUUUCACGGUAUCCGGCUGUCUCGCAGUGAUAUUGAAAAGUUUAAUCCAAACUCAGAUCCUACUCAUUAAUGAUAUUCACUUUUAAUUGAGUUAUAACUUAUAAAAAGACUGCAUUUCUUACAGCUCUGUUUAUGUACGUUGUGCACGGGGUUUUUACGCUCGUCCAACUCUCUUUUAUAAACAGAAAGAUAAGCAGCCGGCAAUCGGCAACUCAUACUAACGCAUAUGUUGUUACAGAUGCACAACUACGAACUCUGUAGUGAUACCUGUAGUUUUUUGCGAAUAUCUCGGAAAUUAAGCGAGACCAACAGUAAUAUAUAUAAAGAACAAUUGCUCAAAAUGUUGAUUUCUCAAAGUUCUACGAGUUCACCAAAGAUUUGUUUAUCUUGAUUAUAAAUGUAUAAAAUGAUAUACGAAUUCAUAGUAAAUAAAAUUUUUUAAAAAGUGUA
Molecule: messenger RNA, 6138 nt
Organism: Bombus terrestris (buff-tailed bumblebee)
Lineage: Eukaryota; Metazoa; Arthropoda; Insecta; Hymenoptera; Apidae
Gene: Bdp1
Product: transcription factor TFIIIB component B''
Exons: 7
Coding region: 751-2736 (661 amino acids)
Biological process (GO): RNA polymerase III preinitiation complex assembly
Cellular component (GO): transcription factor TFIIIB complex
Molecular function (GO): TFIIIC-class transcription factor complex binding
Source: RefSeq, a predicted model, not a curated record